AUGUCUGCACUGUGCACCUUACAACGGCGCAGCUGGGCCAUUGUAGGUUACUUCAAUGAGAAUCAAUAUCCUGAUGAGGCAAAGAGAGAAGAAAUUGCAAAUGCCUGUAAUGCAGUUAUACAAAAGCCAGGCAAAAAGUUGUCAGAUUUGGAGCGAGUUACCUCCCUUAAAGUGUACAACUGGUUUGCCAACAGAAGAAAGGAAAUCAAGAGAAGAGCCAAUAUCGAAGCAGCAAUCCUGGAGAGCCAUGGCAUAGAUGUACAGAGUCCAGGAGGCCAUUCCAAUAGCGAUGACGUCGAUGGGAAUGACUAUUCAGAGCAGGAUGACAGCACUAGCCAUAGUGACCACCAAGAUCCCAUUUCAUUAGCCGUGGAAAUGGCAGCAGUAAACCACACCAUCUUGGCAUUGGCCCGGCAAGGAACCAACGAAAUCAAGACAGAGGCCCUAGACGACGACUGAUACAAAGAAGGGGGAGGGUCAAAACAAGAAGUAACUUAGUUUUAGACGUAGCACCUUAGCAGACUUUCCUCGGUCCUUAAUAUGUGUUCUUCUUACAGUAUAACUUUGCAGUUUCUUGUACGUCAGUUAGCUGUUAGGGUCUUGUUCUGUGAAGAUGGCAUGGUGCCCUCAGCCUUUGCAUAUACUCUCUCAGUAUUAAUUCCCAGUAAAUAAUCAGUCAACCAACCAACCUCCCUCUCCCAGCCCCAGUGGCUCGAAAAUCUUGCUGCUUUGUCUUAGCAUUCCAAGAAAGUGCUUCCAGGUAUUUUAGAGAGUCCUCAGUUCCAAGUCUUAGGCUACAUUUAAAAUCUUGGAUACCCUUAGACAUCAUGUAAAACUAGUCUGUACGCUUUUCCUCCUCCAAGACUGAAAGGAUGGAAGCUGAGGUAAAGGCACAGGGUCGAUGGACACCAUAUUGGGAGUAUCAACAGAGAGUAAAAAGAACACUAGAAACCCCACUUCAGCCUGGGAAUAAGUGAUUUCCAGCUGCAAUAAGCCGUGCCUCACUGGUCACACAGUGACUUGAUCUAUUUCUUUUGGGUACUGCGCUGAGAAUGUCCAUGGGAAACAUAUUCACACAUUUCGGUUGAUGUCACAUUCAACACAGACAUUCUCUGCUCUCACAAGCUGCAUGGCUUAGUGGAUAAAAUACUGCCUUCUGCCUCUGGGACCAUGAUAGAAGCCCAGCCUGGGAUCACAUGAAAAAUGAGCUGAAUGUCUAAUGGACGGCAGUCCACUUCUCAAAACCACUAUUCAUUAUUUGGCAGGCCUAGCAGUGCCUGCUCCGAAGAGGUCGAGACUCGAUCGAUCUAUCAUAGAAGUUGCGUUACCUUUUGUUCUUCCUCUCACCUUUUCCCCCCUCCAGCCCCUCUCAAAAGCAAUGUUUUCAAAAAAGGGAUUAAGAUAAUAAAUGGGUGAGUUUGUACAAGUCUGUGUAACUACUGCCUGCAAUCCUAACAGGCCUGAAAGGUUAUUGGAGGACUUUGGUAUCUAGUUUCUGCUAGUUAUCAACAUGGCAUAAAUAUUCACCCAAAUAUGAACACUUCUUAAAAGGCAGGAAGAUCUCCUCCUUGAGAUAUAGUGUGUAAUGCUUUUGUGUUCUCUUUACUCUGUCCUUGUUAUGGUGUGAGAAAGCUAUACUGCUACAGACAAUUUAAUUAAUAAUGGGAAGCCAUAUUGAUAAUGGAUGUGGUAAUAUUUGUAAAGCAAACCUACUUUAAGUAGCAGAAACUAACGGAAUUGUUUUUCCUUGAUCAUAUGUAGCACUUUUGUUACUUUUUUCUUAAAGAUAUUUAUAUUUGAUAAAUCUUUUUUUUAUCAUUUGAGAAUUCAAAAUACCAAACGACAAACUUGCAUUACAGAGUCACCCUGUGAUCACCUUGUCAUCUAGUAUCUAAAUGAUGAACUGUGUAUGCAUCUAAGAAAAUUACAUCUGCUGGCAUUGUGUGGAAGUGAUCUCUGGCAUCCUGAUAAAAGUGAUAUGUCACUGCCGGUAAGAGGAAACUGUUCACUGGAAGCAGCAUAGGAUGCGUUAGAGACGGGCUAGGCUGCAUUAUAUCUUUGAAAAAAUUAAUGCAUUUACAUAGCAUUUCCACUACAUUCCAUGUUAUCCUCCCUGCUGUACGGAAAUAGUUUCAGAGGGAAGAUGGCUUAGUUUUGAAGCAUGGCUUUCCUUUGUCUUUUGUUCAUUUUUAAAGGUGAAGGGACGUUACUAUGACUUGUUUUGUUUUUAUUCCUUCCCCUCUCCUCCUCCCCCAGCUUUGCAAGAUGUUUGCAACUUGAAACCAUCAGAUAUAAUUGCAAGCACUUAGAAAAAGAAAGAGAGAAAAAAAGAUGAAAUUGUGGCACAUCAGCAGGUUUUUAGCCAGCCUUAAACCCCCUUAAGGUAAAGACUAACUAGAUCAUCUUUAUGUCUGCUAAUCCGGUGAAAGCUGUUUAGGUAGAUGUGGGAGAUUCUGUGCUUACAGAGGGCACAGAGUUGGCACCUCUUUGUCCCUGUGACUUUGAAGAUAUAUAGGCAGGGCUUGGCCCUGUCGUUCAUUUAUGGAUUUCAUUGGAAAAUGUAUGUGCUUUCUUUAGCAGUAGAUCACUGAAGCAGAAUGGAGCUGUCUUUUUCUGUUUUAUUGUAUUUCUUGAGUAGGCAAAUUCAUGAAUAGCGUCAGGAUAGACUCAGGAAAGAACAAAAUUGGUUCAG
This is a messenger RNA of Terrapene triunguis (Three-toed box turtle), 2692 nucleotides long. Its product is annotated as homeobox-containing protein 1-like. Gene Ontology annotation, molecular function: double-stranded telomeric DNA binding. NCBI's taxonomy places the organism in Eukaryota, Metazoa, Chordata, Testudines, Emydidae. Bases 1 to 459 code for a protein of 152 amino acids. The transcript has 5 exons. Gene Ontology annotation, cellular component: nucleus. The record is from RefSeq and is a predicted model, not a curated record.